Messenger RNA from Oryzias melastigma (Indian medaka), 935 nucleotides. It is a transcript of the gene prdx3, whose product is annotated as peroxiredoxin 3. Gene Ontology annotation, cellular component: cytosol; mitochondrion. Gene Ontology annotation, biological process: cell redox homeostasis; cellular response to stress; response to oxidative stress. Lineage: Eukaryota; Metazoa; Chordata; Actinopteri; Beloniformes; Adrianichthyidae. The transcript has 7 exons. The coding region runs from base 22 to 783 and encodes 253 amino acids. The record is from RefSeq and is a predicted model, not a curated record. Gene Ontology annotation, molecular function: thioredoxin peroxidase activity.
CACAUUAUAGCCCGCCCUCCGAUGACUCAAUCCAACAUGGCCGCCACCGUAGGAAGACUGCUCAGGACUUCUGCAGGAGUUGCAGCAGGAGGCCUGAGAGCUGCAGCCUUUAGUCACCAUGGAGCCUGCGGGAGGGUCAGGGUCCUCAUUGCUGCAGCGCUGCAGAGAUCCUCCUUCUCCACUAGCGCCUCCAGGUGGGCUCCUGCUGUCACUCAGCCUGCUCCCGCCUUCAAGGCAACAGCCGUCCACAACGGCGAGUUCAAGGACUUGUCUCUGGCAGAUUUCAAAGGCAAAUAUUUGGUCCUUUUCUUCUACCCUCUGGACUUCACGUUUGUUUGUCCAACUGAGAUCAUUUCCUUCAGCGACAAGGCCAACGAGUUUCACGACAUCAACUGUGAGGUGGUGGGAGUGUCUGUGGAUUCUCACUUCACCCACCUGGCGUGGAUAAAUACUCCCCGAAAGGCUGGAGGGUUGGGGAACAUCCACAUCCCCCUACUGUCAGACCUCAACAAGCAGAUCUCCAGGGAUUAUGGCGUGCUGCUGGAGGGUCCCGGCAUCGCUCUCAGAGGCUUGUUCAUCAUUGACCCAAAUGGGGUAGUGAGGCACAUGAGCGUGAACGACCUGCCAGUCGGCCGCUGCGUGGACGAGACUCUCCGCUUGGUGAGGGCCUUCCAGUUUGUAGAAACUCACGGAGAAGUGUGUCCGGCCAGCUGGACCCCCGACUCCCCAACAAUCAAACCAACUCCUCAUGGAUCCAAGGAGUACUUUGAAAAAGUCAACUGAGCAGAACCGCUCAAGCAGCUCUGGAAGUUCACGUCAAACUCAGUCAAUUCACAACCAACAGUCUUGCGUUGUUUGUUUAAGUCUUUUCAGGCUCAUGCUUACAUAGAAGUGUGAUUUUACUACUUAUCACCAAUAAAGACCUCAUCCCUGUA